This is a messenger RNA of Dermacentor albipictus, 970 nucleotides long. RefSeq lists its product as uncharacterized. NCBI's taxonomy places the organism in Eukaryota, Metazoa, Arthropoda, Arachnida, Ixodida, Ixodidae. The record is from RefSeq and is a predicted model, not a curated record.
AUAAGGGUACAGUGGGGUCUUGGAAAUUCGGUGCUCUUCGGCAGCACACGCAGCACCGGACUUAUAAUCGCAGACCCGAAACGUGAAAGCAUCAGUGUCAUUGGCGACUGAGACAAUCGAUUCGGUCAUUGCAGACGUGGCAAAAGAAGGCGGCUGCCCCAAGGUGACUAAGCGGGCCAGCACUUCAGCGUCCGCGCCUCCUGGAACAUGCUGCUUCUCUGGAUUUCUCUCCUCCUACUGUGGCAUCCCGGUUCGAGCGAGCACACGUUCCCGUUCUUCGGCUCAGUGACAGUCAUGCCGGCACUGAAGACGCUGGUGCCGACGGGAACCCCACUGAUCGGCUCCAAUAUCGGCGUUGCAAUACCCUUCGAGGUCGUUGUGCCAGACCCGGGAAAGCUGAUGGUCAACAUGCGCUCACUGGAGCCCGGACACGACCGAUGGGCGCUGUAUCGGGGCCUCUCGUGGUUGAUGCGUCGUUUCGGACUGGACGGCGAGGCAUGCGUCAAGAGGUCGCUGUGCGAAGUCGCCUCCAUGCCCAGGAUUCCAGGCCUGCUGGGAGACGUUGUAGAAGCGCUAUUCACGAUACCCAAGGACCAUCACAACCUCUCAGUUCUGGACGAUUACUACAAGGCGUCCAAGCGGGGUCGUACUCUUGGAGAGUGUGACGUCGGCUACUCCCAGUGUCCCGUCUCUCUAUACGAACUGCCAAACUACGCACACGUUCGGUGGCUCUGAUCCUUAUAGUUCACUAGGACAAAUUGCUUUGUUUCGUUUUGAUGGCUGGCAUAUGCUAGCCAAACGUUUGGUGUUUGUGCUGUGAUUUUCUUAUAUUUUACAGGAUUUUAGGUUCGUAACCUAGUACUGUCAGUGUGGGUGUCUGUCUCCGUUGCAUUUUCUGAAACAAGCUUUGCUGCUCAUUAACGCAGCUUACGACAAGCACUCUUCACGGGGCACCACUAAGCUUCCCGAA